Messenger RNA from Ipomoea triloba (trilobed morning glory), 1269 nucleotides. RefSeq lists its product as uncharacterized. NCBI's taxonomy places the organism in Eukaryota, Viridiplantae, Streptophyta, Magnoliopsida, Solanales, Convolvulaceae. Bases 1 to 1269 code for a protein of 422 amino acids. The transcript has 3 exons. Gene Ontology annotation, molecular function: RNA-DNA hybrid ribonuclease activity; nucleic acid binding. The record is from RefSeq and is a predicted model, not a curated record.
AUGGGGGUGUUUCUUUUGCCAAAAGGAUUGAUCAAGGAAAUUGAAACACUUAUGAAUUCCUAUUGGUGGAAAGGGGGAGGAGGUGAGAACAAAGGUAUCAAUUGGAAAUCUUGGGAACAUCUCUGCAGACCGAAGAAAUGGGGCGGUAUGGGAUUCAGGAACCUUCACGAUUUCAACCUCUCUCUUCUUUGUAAGCAGGCAUGGAGGCUCUCGCAGAACCCAGACUCCCUAGCUUCCAAAAUCUACAAAGCAAGGUAUUAUCCGGACUCCUCAUUUCUUGCAGCAAAAGUUGGUGCUAAUCCAUCUUUUAUUUGGAGAAGUUUGUUGGCAACCCAGGACAUCAUCCGCAGACACACGAGAUGGAGGAUUGGGAAUGGAAAUCAAGUAUAUAUAUGGGGUGAUAGAUGGUUACCUGACAAGUCAAAUGCAUAUGUGAGAUCCUAUCCUUUCCCUCUCAUGGAGAACUCAAAGGUAGCUGAUUUAAUUGACCCUUCAAAUUUAAAUUGGGAUGAAACUGCCAUCAGAAAUAUUUUCAGCCACAGGGAUGCUGAUCUUAUACAAGGAUCCCUCUUCCUAAACUUCAAGUUCAAGACAAAAUUAUUUGGGGACCGGAAGACGAUGGGAAAUUCUCUGUUAAGAGUUGUUAUAUGGCCAUUAGAGGUGAGCUGCGCGAGGAGGACAUCCAACAUUGGAGCAAUUUAUGGCAGAGCAGAAUUCCCCCUAAGUAAUGGCAAAGAAUCCAUCUUUCACCUAUUUGUUGAGUGCGAGUAUGCGAAAGCCUGCUGGAACCAUCUAGGCUACCAAACUUCAGCCAAUUCAGUAGACAAUUUUCAGGAUUGGUUGGGCCUUAUGACAGCAACUCUCUCAGCUACGAUUGACGGACAGCAAACGGCAAAGAGAAACACCAUUGAUGCUACAUGGACUAAACCUCAACAAGGCUUCCUUAAGUUGAAUGUGGAUGUAGCCAUUGACAAGCAAGGUGCCAGAAUGGGUUUUGGUUGCGUCGUAAGAGAUGAUCUUGGCCAUUUUGUUGCAGCUAGAGGGUCUCAUUGGAGGGGCUAUUACAGUUCUAAGGAAGUCGAGGCUGUAGCUAUUCGGGAAUCCCUUUCUUGGCUCAAAACUCUUAACAUUGACAAGGUUAUUAUUGAGACCGACUCUCUCCAAGUUACACAAGGUCUCAAUUCAAAUUUGGGAGACUCUUCCUUUCAUGUAGUGUUGUCAGAAAUUAAAAACUUAAUGAGUAUGUUUACUCAGUCUAGUUUAGUCUAG